Messenger RNA from Cimex lectularius (bed bug), 1193 nucleotides. Its product is annotated as negative elongation factor E-like. NCBI's taxonomy places the organism in Eukaryota, Metazoa, Arthropoda, Insecta, Hemiptera, Cimicidae. Gene Ontology annotation, molecular function: RNA binding. Bases 116 to 907 code for a protein of 263 amino acids. The record is from RefSeq and is a predicted model, not a curated record. Gene Ontology annotation, biological process: negative regulation of transcription elongation by RNA polymerase II. The transcript has 7 exons. Gene Ontology annotation, cellular component: NELF complex.
ACCGCUAGUUGUCAGUUGCUGAUUGUCCAACUCCUAACGAGGAGGUUAAAAGUUUUUACUUUCGAGUUCUAAGUGACAUUUACAUUUGACACAAAGUUUUUGGGCAUCGGUUGGGAUGGUGUACCUUCACAUACCACCCAGUUUCACAGAGGAAGAGAUUAUGCUACAGACGAAAUAUGCUAAGCUCAAACGAAAAAAAAAAGCCCUUCAGAGUUUAAAAGCUCCUAGGCAGGAGUCGGAGAGAACGAUGCCUAUAAAGAAGACGCAGGUAGAGGGACGUGAUGCCAGGGAAAUAGCGAAGAAACUGAUCAAAAGUGGAGCUAUUGCUGCGAUUAAAAAAGCUCCGAAAAGGGAAGAGAUGAGUGGUUUUAAACGGCCUGCAGGUUUGGAAAGGAGAUUAGAGAGAAGCACAAUUAGUGGGUAUCAGCCUUUCAGCGGUAACAACGAUGAACCUCGUCCAAAAGCCAAAAAACUUUAUGAUUCACUUAUGAAAAAUAUGGAGGAAGACGAGCCAAUUGUAAAACCUUUGGUUCAAGAAAAACCUGUUGGAGGAAACACAGUCUUUGUUCAGGGUGGAGACAUUUCAGAAACGAUGCUGAGAAAAGUCUUUUCAGAAUUCGGUACCAUCAUUAAUAUAAACAUGGAAGUUGAAAAAAGACGUGGCUUUGUAACAUUUGACGAUGCACAAGCAGCAGCAGCUGCAAUUGAAAGACUUGACGGCAAAGUUGUUCACAUGUCUCAACUUUCAGUGAGUUAUGCACGAAGGCAGCUUAUUUACAAUACAAGUGCAGAAACUACUAAGAAUUCCAAACUCUGGGCCAGCGCAGCCUGCCGGAAAAAUGAGAAAGGUGCCCAGAGGGAGCAGAAUGAAAGAGAAGUUAUUAAAUAUGAUAAUUUUUUCGAUUAGUUACCAACUAAUAGGGACCAAUAUGGAGGAUUUUAUAAAAAAAUAAUAGAUAUAUAUUAAUUUUUAAUGAUAAGUUGGAUGAUUGUUUUGGAGUUGAAAAAUCCACAUUGACUAAUUCCAAAAACUAAUUAUUAAUUAAGAGCCUGUCUGUUCUCACUGUGUGUAAGUAGCCUAAAUUUGUUUUAAAGUCAAUACUAAAACUAUUGAGAGCAGAGCAUUUAAUUAAAUUCUCUACAAUUUAUGUGCAAUUAUAUUAUGAAAUUUCAAUUGAAUUUUAUUUUGUUAA